AAUCUUUCCUCAUUUCGUUAACACACACAGACACGCAACAGCACAACAAACUGGCUUCAAUUUCAAGCAACAAACUGUAACUCUAAUAAAACCAAAUUCCACAAUAAUAAGAAUUAUUAUAAUAUCAAACAUAAAAUAAAAGCCAACAUAUUAAUAAUAGAAUCAAUUGCAAAUCUAAAUUAAUUAAUAUUAAAAAAGAAAUAUUCAAAAUACUUGAAUUAAUUUGGUAGUGUUUAAUGAGCUUACUGUGUGCAUCUUUGUCUAUCGGUCGUGAAAUUAACAAACAAAUAAAAAUUCGAAAACGUAUUGAACUAACAUAAUUAUUAACCACACGAAUAUCUGUUGUCCAUGCAAAAUGUUUCCUGCCGUGCGCGUCUUGUUGUUGUGCUUCUUCUUGCUCUGACUGUAGCUUCUAACGAAAAGCAUCGUUUUAUGUGAAUUGUAUGCAAAUGAUGCACAUUGCAAGGCUAAAAUGAAACAAGAAACUGAAACUAAAAGCCAAAACUGAAACUAGAACUAUAACUUUGGAAGCCAUUAAACCAACGACUUUGAUAACAAACUUAAAUAACUGCUAACGGCAAUUGUGAAAUUGUGGAAAGUGCAAUCAAAUAAUUUUUUGCUGACAUACAAUAAACGUAGCGCCAAAGGUCAGUCAAGGAAAAUGUGUAUUAAAAAUUGCGCCCACAUUCAAUUUGGGUGCAGCGACAGCAGCAGCAACAACAACAACAACGACAGCAAUAGUAACAACAACAACAACACUUUAAACAACAACGUCAACGAAAGCAAAGAGUCAGAAGAGAACGUUAGCCGGUUAGAAUACCAAUUCCAAUUGCAAUUGCCCAGAAAAUCAGCCAAAGGCGGCAAGUUAUCGAGCUUAAAAAUAUUCAUGUGUUGUUGCUAUUUUAUCAUCAUUAUCAUGUUGAUCUAAACAAACAAAUGAAUGUAGUGAAUCGAGUAACUAAAUAAUGUUUUAAUACAACGUAAAACACUCGCUGACAACUGCAACACGCAUCAGCAGCCACGGCGAAGUUGGCCAUAAAAUAUAAUUUGAAUUACCCAACUCUGCUUAUAUGUGUAUUAGUGGUAAACUAUUUCAGUGUCUAUCUUAAUAUCGUGUAUAAAUAAUAUAAAUGUCUACGUGUGUGCUUUAAAAUCAGAUUUAACCUAUUUUAAUAGAAAAAUAUGCCAUAAAGCAAAAUAAAAUUCGAGUUCCAGUGGUCAGUGUAUAUAAAGUGUGAAAGUGUGCUUUAAUAACGAUGGCACAUUCAAUAUAAGCACCAUGCUCUCUUUAAUUUACCAUGCAAACUAAACCAACAACUCCAAUCGGCAGCCUCAUCAUAAAGGAGACAUUCUCAAUCGAAUUGUUUGGCCCACUGAAGUCACUUAAGAAACUGUCGAUCAAUCAAAACUCGCUGACGGCGCUGGAUCCCACGACCUUUGCUGAAGUGAGGAGCCUCAACUUCAUCGAUAUGCGGGGCACACAGUUCUAUGGCGUCAAGCUGGACAUGCCGUUUGAGGCACUUGUGUGCACUAACGAUGACAUUUGUCAGUACAAGUCGGAUCACUGGGAGUGCGAUCCCCACUGCAUCUGCUGGGUGCAGCACCGAUCGCUGGAGCUGGUUAUGGACUGUCGUGGUGCAGCUUUGGGUAGCUUGCCGCCUUUGCCGCACACCAGAUUGGUGACCACGGUGCUCAAGUUGAAGAACAAUAGCAUCAGCGAACUGCCAGAAUCUGGGGAAGUGAUUGGAUAUGCCAAUGUCAGUCAGUUGAAUCUGUCGGACAAUGAGCUGAGCAGCUUGGAUGCAGUGCGUCAACUGCCCGCCAACCUCACUCAACUGGAUGUGCGUCGGAAUUUGAUCAGCGUCUUGGAUCAGACUUUUAUAGAAUAUAUGCUACAAGAGAAUAAUACUAUGAACAUGUUUUUGGCCGGCAAUCCAUUGAUCUGCGAUUGCAAUGCAUUGCCUCUGCUGGGAUUUGUUCGAGCUCAGCCACAGCGCGUUUCAGACAUUGGGGAAAUCUACUGUCCCGGGUUUCCGGAUAGACCCUUUCAACAACUGGAGGUUUGGGAAUUGUGUCCCUCGUAUGUGCUGCUCAUCGGCUGUAUUCUCGGUGGCCUCGUCAUUGUGGCAUGCCUGAUCAGCGUGUUCUAUUUGAUUUAUCAGCAGGAGCUGAAGAUUUGGCUCUACAAUCACAAUUGCUGUCUGUGGUGGGUGUCCGAGGAGGAGCUGGACAAGGACAAGACCUACGAUGCCUUCAUUUCCUACUCACACAAGGAUGAGCAGAUCAUUGGCGAGCUGUUGCCCAAACUGGAGAAUGGUCUCCACGCCUUUCGUGUCUGUCUCCAUGGUCGCGAUUGGCUUGUGGGCGAUUGCAUUCCCGAGCAGAUUGUGCGUACCGUCAAUGACUCGAAGCGGGUGAUCAUUGUGCUCUCGCAGCACUUUAUCGACUCGGUCUGGGCUCGCAUGGAGUUUCGCAUUGCGUACCAGGCGACGCUGCAGGAUAAGCGCAAGCGCAUCAUCAUUAUCCUGUACAAGGAGCUGCAGCAUUUUGAUGGCAUUGACAGCGAGCUGCGUGCCUAUCUCAAGCUCAACACCUAUCUCAAGUGGGGUGAUCCACUGUUCUGGAACAAGUUGCACUAUGCCAUGCCCCACAAUCGGCGAGUGCUCAAGGGGCAGAAGAAGCAUGCGGGUCCUCUCAUCUGAUUUCGAUUAUAGACGUAGUUUCUAGGUUAACCAUAAUGGGGGUGCGGGGGUUUUAGGUGGACUUGAAUUGAUAUUGCUUCGAUUUAAAAAUAUGGUUCACGUCAUUCUUUAUGAUUAACUAAUCUUAACUUUAUUUAUGAUAAGGAAUAAGUAAGAGAUUUUUUCUAUAAAUGCCUUUAAGUUAAUAUACACGAUGUUUUCUUUUUUAAUGUUAUCUCUAACUAAAUUCUAAGAUAUAAAAAUAAAACUACAUACUAUUGUGGUUAGUGCAAUAUUGUAAUUUACGCUUACCAAACUUAUUAAAGUAUUUUCUACAUACCUCAGUUUUCUUGGCUUCUACUUCACUCAAAUUUAAUAAAACGU
This is a messenger RNA of Drosophila nasuta, 3065 nucleotides long. RefSeq names its product protein toll-like. NCBI's taxonomy places the organism in Eukaryota, Metazoa, Arthropoda, Insecta, Diptera, Drosophilidae. Bases 1299 to 2702 code for a protein of 467 amino acids. Gene Ontology annotation, cellular component: plasma membrane. The record is from RefSeq and is a predicted model, not a curated record. Gene Ontology annotation, molecular function: protein binding; signaling receptor activity. Gene Ontology annotation, biological process: inflammatory response; signal transduction; innate immune response. The transcript has 4 exons.